Messenger RNA from Lactuca saligna, 267 nucleotides. NCBI's taxonomy places the organism in Eukaryota, Viridiplantae, Streptophyta, Magnoliopsida, Asterales, Asteraceae. The record is from the annotation of a GenBank genome assembly.
AUGAUAUUUUUCUCAUAUUAUCAUGUUGUCUUUUCAAAUGUUGUUGUGAAAUGCUUAACUUAUGGAAGCCCAGAUGAACGCCAACUUCUUGUAAACGAAAUGCUUGGUUCCACUGAUGAAAAUGAGCCAUUACAGGCAAUGAUGAAAGCUCCUUUUGGAAAUUACGUUGUCCAGAAGGUUCUAGAAACUUGUGAUGACCAGACACGCGAACUUAUCCUCUAUAUUCUUGAUAUUUUCCCACUUUUUAAAUCUUUUAUUAAAUUCUAA